UGGUCUUCGCAAUCUGUUAAGUCUCUUUUCUUUAGUAGGGGUAUGUAGACUGACCUCUUCCAAUCUGUUGGUCUCUAGGCAUCUUAGAGUUCUUAGAUCUCCUUGGGGACAGAAUCCAGCUGCAGGACUUCCGCGGAUUCCGAGGUGGCUUGGAUGUUACGAGAGGUCAGACAGGAACAGAGUCUGUCUACACCAAUUUCCGGGGCAAGGAGAUCAUGUUCCAUGUCUCUACAAAGCUACCCUUCACAGAGGGAGAUGCCCAGCAGCUUCAGCGGAAGCGCCACAUUGGGAACGAUAUUGUGGCCAUUGUCUUCCAGGAUGAAAAUACUCCCUUUGUCCCUGACAUGAUUGCCUCCAAUUUCCUGCAUGCCUAUGUGGUAGUGCAGCUUCAUCACCAUGCCCUUGGGGAGACUCUCUACAAGCGGGUGAUCCGGGGCCGUAGCCAGAGCCUGGAUACCAUGGGAAUAGCCAUGAGGAAGCAGCAGCAGCAUUCGCCAUCCACUCUGCCCAGCCGCCCGGCUACUGCUGGUCUUGCUCUCAACCAGAGUGUCGCCGAGGGCCCCAAGGCCAUUGCUGCGUCCUUUGCCCUGCCUGGGAGAAGCCCGUCGCGCAACCGGGGCAGCCGCUUCAAUGGGAGACACAGUAGUGCCAUUGGCAUUGAGAACAUCCAAGAGGAGAACAGAGCCCGAAAGCUUCAGGCCAACCGGAAGAGGCACCAGCUCCCGAUUGCCACUCGCUGGUGA
Molecule: messenger RNA, 743 nt
Organism: Hemicordylus capensis (graceful crag lizard)
Lineage: Eukaryota; Metazoa; Chordata; Lepidosauria; Squamata; Cordylidae
Product: rap1 GTPase-activating protein 1-like
Exons: 7
Coding region: 216-743 (175 amino acids)
Biological process (GO): regulation of small GTPase mediated signal transduction; activation of GTPase activity
Cellular component (GO): cytoplasm
Molecular function (GO): GTPase activator activity
Source: RefSeq, a predicted model, not a curated record